Aspergillus japonicus CBS 114.51 is the source of this 686-nucleotide messenger RNA. RefSeq names its product 40S ribosomal protein uS15. The transcript is spliced from 4 exons. Gene Ontology annotation, cellular component: ribosome; nucleolus; cytosolic small ribosomal subunit. Gene Ontology annotation, biological process: translation. Lineage: Eukaryota; Fungi; Ascomycota; Eurotiomycetes; Eurotiales; Aspergillaceae. Bases 1 to 456 code for a protein of 151 amino acids. Gene Ontology annotation, molecular function: small ribosomal subunit rRNA binding; structural constituent of ribosome. The record is from RefSeq and is a predicted model, not a curated record.
AUGGGUCGUCUUCACUCCAAGGGAAAGGGCAUUGCGUCCUCCGCUCUCCCCUACAGCCGUGCUCCCCCGGCCUGGUUCAAGGCUUCCUCCGAGCAGGUUGUUGAGCAGAUCUGCAAGCUCGCCAAGAAGGGUGCCACCCCUUCCCAGAUCGGUGUUGUUCUCCGUGACAGCCACGGUGUUGCCCAGGUUAAGCACGUUACUGGUAACAAGAUCCUCCGUAUCUUGAAGUCCAACGGCCUUGCCCCCGAGCUUCCCGAGGACCUGUACCACCUCAUCAAGAAGGCCGUCGCCGUCCGCAAGCACCUUGAGCGUAACCGCAAGGACAAGGACAGCAAGUUCCGCCUGAUUCUCAUCGAGUCCCGUAUCCACCGUCUGUCCCGCUACUACAAGACCGUCGGUGUCCUCCCCCCCACCUGGCGCUACGAGUCCGCCACCGCCUCCACCCUCGUUGCUUAAGCGACUUGUCUUCUGUCGUUGGGUUCCUGGGUUGCGGGUUCUGGUGUGGUUGUGACUUUUGUCGUGGUUGGUUCAAUCUCUUUCUCCUUGUGAUCUGAAAGGGUCAGUUAGGCGAAAUGGGAUCUAUGCUCUGGCUAUGACCAAGUCAUCGAAUAUCAAAAUUCUUCACGACCACUUUUGGUGCUUGGUAGAUGUGUAAAUUGUUCUCUUGAGACGUAGUGUAUCUGUCC